Messenger RNA from Diatraea saccharalis (sugarcane borer), 1463 nucleotides. The record is from the annotation of a GenBank genome assembly. NCBI's taxonomy places the organism in Eukaryota, Metazoa, Arthropoda, Insecta, Lepidoptera, Crambidae.
GUCGAGUUAUCCUAUUUCAAACACUAUUAUGUAUAGGAAAUCAAAACUUUAUAAUAUAUAACUAUUUGUUCGAACUGUCUUUUAUUUUCGUAAAGAUAAUGCAUCCAUGGAACUGUUGCAGAACUUGUUUAUCUACUGAAAACUUACAUCCCAUUUUUACAGUUUACGAAAACAAUGAAAAAUUAAUUGAUACCAUCUGCUUUGCAACUGGAACUAAGGUAAUACUGGAACUAUGUAUUAAUUAAAACUCCUAAUUAACUAUUUCUAUUUAUUGUACAAAGUUGUUUUUAAUCCCAUAGUUGCGAUAGUCUAUAUCUCAAUAAUAUCCCAUUUACUACCGCAGAUUGAACAGUACGACAACUUUUCGCAAGUAAUGUGUACGAGUUGCCUUAACUUCAUAAAAGAGAUAAAUAAAUUUUGUAAAAAUGCAGAAAAUGCUCAUAAAAGGAUGUUUGAAAGGCUAGAAAAGGGUGAAUUUAAAGAUAUAAAGCCAGAUUUAUUAAAAAUUAAGACUGAAAAUGACAUACCAACUUUAGACAAUUUUCAAGAUAUACAUACUGAUUACAACGAUGAUGAUGAUGAUAUACCCCUACACAAUCUCCAAUACGACAAAAGUUUAGAAACAGGCAAAGAUAAAGCUGAUGAAUUUGAAAAUACAGUGAAAGUUGUAGCACAUGAACAGGAUGUAAUAUUUAAAUGUGAACGUAAAAAGAACUUGUUAAAGAAACCAGUGAAAACUAAAGUUAGGAGCAAGAAAGAAAACUCAGACAGACUGAAAAACUGUAAGGAUAAGAAAGAUAUCAAAGUGGCUAUUGAAUGUGAAUAUUGUCAUAAAACUCUAACAUCUAAAUUGUCUUUGAGAAACCAUUAUAAAAUACACACAGGUUUUGAUUUUGUUUGUGAGCAUUGUGGUAAGAAGUUCAUUACACGGAGGCUGUUGCUGAUGCACUGUAGAGCCAAACAUGGCUACGAGAAGACUGAUAAAUGUUCAUACUGUGAUUACAGAGCAUCAAAUGCAGAGCAAGUUAAGAUACACGAACGCUUGCAUACCGGAGAGAAGCCUUAUGUUUGCUCAGAAUGCGGCGCCGGCUUCCACCGAAAGAGUAGCUACCUCCAGCACGUGGCCAUACACCUGCCCGAAAAGACAGUACAGUGUGACCAAUGUCCCGCCCGAUUCAAGUCUGUCACACUGAUGCGUAUACAUAAGAAUCGUCACCGUGUCCCUGCGUUUCGUUUCCGUUGCGAUUUGUGCGGUAACACUUUCGCGCGUCGCCGCAAUGUUGCGCGUCAUCUCACCAGCGUGCACAGAUCGACGCCCGACCCGAAGCAUAUACAGCGAAUGAAGAUAUAGCAACACUUCCUUAAGUUGGAAUCACCCCUUGAUGUUCCAAAAUAUAUGUAAUAGUCCAUUUUAUCGCAAAAAGGGGUAGGAAUUUCGGAAUGAGAUAAUGAUUUAGAAACUU